Molecule: messenger RNA, 184 nt
Organism: Ilex paraguariensis (yerba mate)
Lineage: Eukaryota; Viridiplantae; Streptophyta; Magnoliopsida; Aquifoliales; Aquifoliaceae
Source: the annotation of a GenBank genome assembly
AUGCCGAGGACAAGGGCAAGGUCAGCAGCUUCUAAGUCAGAUGUGCCUGAGAGGCGUACUGAGCCGGAAAAACCUGUUGAGUCUGAAGAGCAGGUGGACCUUGAUGAAGACAAUGUCCUUGAGGAGACAAUAGAGGAAGAGGUUGAAUAUGAAGAAGUAGAAGAAAGAAGAGGAAGUGGAAGAG